Quercus lobata is the source of this 711-nucleotide messenger RNA. RefSeq lists its product as uncharacterized. Gene Ontology annotation, molecular function: RNA-DNA hybrid ribonuclease activity; nucleic acid binding. The transcript has a single exon. The record is from RefSeq and is a predicted model, not a curated record. The coding region runs from base 1 to 711 and encodes 236 amino acids. Lineage: Eukaryota; Viridiplantae; Streptophyta; Magnoliopsida; Fagales; Fagaceae.
AUGGUUGAUCGCUGUCAUGAUAGUAUGGUUGCUUUGAUGGGAACGAUAGCUUGGAGGUUGUGGGGAAACAGAAACGAAGUCCGUCAUGGAGGUAAGAGGCUUGGCGAAUUGGAAUUAUGUCAUGAUGCCUCAAUCUGGCUACUGCAAUUCCAGGAAGCAAAUGAGGCCACUACUGCUAUGGUACCUAUGCAGUCCGAACUUGUGUUUCAACGUACAUGGCUACCUCCCUCAAAUCAAUUGUAUAACGUCAAUGUGGAUGGGGCCGUUUUCAAGGACAGAAAUGAAUCGAGGGUGGGAGUCAUUAUACGUGAUGUUAAUGGUCUGGUGGUGGCUGCAAUGUGCAAAAAUUUCCAUAUGCCUUUGGGUCCAUUAGAGGUGGAAGCCAAGGCAUUUGAAUCUGGUCUACUUUUUGCCAAAGAUGUAGGAUUACAGAAGUUUAUUUUAGAAGGGGAUUCCAUUAAUGUGGUUCAUGCCCUUCAAGGAUUGUCGCCUCCAUCAGUUUCAGUGAUGUCUCUCAUCUAUGGGAUCCAAAGCUCUUGUAAUGAUGUUCGGAAAGUGUUGUUUUCUCAUGUAUGUAGAAAUAGAAAUAGACUUGCCCAUCUCUUGGCAAAACAUGUUAUUAGUAUUGUUGACUUUAUGGUUUGGAUGGAAGAGAAUUCUUAUUUUUUGGAACAAGCUCUCUAUCAUAAUGUAAUGUUUUCUUCUGUUUAA